Messenger RNA from Vicia villosa (hairy vetch), 727 nucleotides. RefSeq lists its product as uncharacterized. Gene Ontology annotation, molecular function: deNEDDylase activity; cysteine-type peptidase activity. Bases 57 to 653 code for a protein of 198 amino acids. Lineage: Eukaryota; Viridiplantae; Streptophyta; Magnoliopsida; Fabales; Fabaceae. The record is from RefSeq and is a predicted model, not a curated record. Gene Ontology annotation, biological process: proteolysis. The transcript has 6 exons.
UUACACUUGAUGACUUGGAGGAGAUUUUUAAGCAUGAUCAACUAGGCGUCAAUAACAUGCACUCAUACAUUCGGUUGUUGUAUGACAGAGUGUUGCGCGGGACUCCGUUGUCUAACAGAUUCCGUUUCGUGUCUUCCGCCCACUGCAGCGGAAUGGCAAUUGAUUCGGAACCGGAAUCAGUUAGACAGCGCUUAGUAGAUAGAUUCAUGUCCACCGGCAAUACAGAAUGUCUGCAUCUUUGGGCGUAUAAUACCCGACCAGUAGGAGCACACUGGUUGCUGCUUGCUAUCAACCCUAUAAGGGAAGUCGUGUAUUAUCUGAAUUCGGUAAAUGGUGAAUGGACAAAUUAUCCGGCCAUGAAGGACAUCGUUGAUUUAUCAAUACAAGUGUUCCGAAGUCAACGGGACGCACAGGUAUCCCGAACUAAAUCUAGCAACAUUACUUGGAUCCAAGUGCAGUGUCCGCAACAGAAAAACAGUUACGAUUGCGGAUACUUUGUAUUGAGGUUUAUGAAAGAAAUCCUUCAGGCAAAUCAAUUAGAGAUUCCGCUCACGUACCUUGACGAAUUCCGUGCCGCUGGAUACCCGAGACUUAAGUUGGAAGAAAUAAAAGAGGAUUUGUGUCAUUUUUAUAUUAAGCGCUUUUUCAUGUAGGAUUUGUGUCGAAUUGAAGUACUAUAAUAUUAUUGAUGUUGUAAUGAUGUAUAUAUAUAAUUUUGGAUAUUAUA